AUGUCAUAUUCAUCUCAACCACCCGCUGAUUCUUCCACUCCGACGGAUAAUGAAAUUGCUUUGGAUGUUGGAGCAAUUGAAUUUUCUACACAAAUGACUCUUGGUGGUAUAAGUGGGGUUAAUGAAGUCACUCUUGGUGCAGACACUUCAGCCCCUGCUACCCGAAAAAACAUUGGCGCUUACGAUAACGCUAAGCGUAUUCAACAAAGUGGGUGGACGGAGCAAGAUGUAUUGGCUAAAGCGCAAGAAAUCUAUUCAGGUGGUGGUACCAGAAAUUUCAAUUUACUGGAAGAAUGGAUCGCUGUUCGUGAUCAACCAUGUUAUGGUAGUCAUGUUGGAGGGAAUAGUGACUCUGGAACUAGUGGAUCUAAGAGAGCCCACGAGAGUGAUGCUAGUGACCCCACUUGA
Molecule: messenger RNA, 408 nt
Organism: Brassica napus (rape)
Lineage: Eukaryota; Viridiplantae; Streptophyta; Magnoliopsida; Brassicales; Brassicaceae
Exons: 2
Coding region: 1-408 (135 amino acids)
Source: RefSeq, a predicted model, not a curated record